Molecule: messenger RNA, 3546 nt
Organism: Cyprinus carpio (common carp)
Lineage: Eukaryota; Metazoa; Chordata; Actinopteri; Cypriniformes; Cyprinidae
Product: LIM domain containing 2
Biological process (GO): actin filament bundle assembly
Cellular component (GO): plasma membrane; actin cytoskeleton
Molecular function (GO): actin filament binding
Source: RefSeq, a predicted model, not a curated record
AAAAAACCGUCCGUUGAAAAGCGUGAGGUGGGGGGAAAUGCACGUCAUGCUCUUCAGACGGCUCGAAUGAUCGCAGCGUGUGCUGGUACGUUUCAUUUAGCUCCACCGGAGAAGUGAAUCGUUUAGACCAGCGGAGGAAACGAAAGAGAUUUGAACCGAGUCGCGCACACUGAGUGGACCGGACAAGGCAGCAGCAACCCCGUUUCUCUUCAGCAGACCGAUAAGGAGACCCAGAUGGACAACAGGAACGCGUCUGAUGACAAGCCCGUUCAGCGUUCUAAGUCUUUCAGUUUAAAGACACAGACCGAGACGUGUGCAUCAUGUGAGAAAACCGUGUAUCCGAUGGAGAGAUUGGUGGCCAACAACCUCAUCUUCCACACCACGUGUUUCUGCUGCAAGCAUUGCAACACCAAACUCAGUCUGGGUACCUAUGCAGCGCUGGCGGGGGAGUUCUACUGCAAACCACACUUCCAGCAGCUCUUCAAGAGUAAAGGGAACUAUGACGAGGGCUUUGGGCGCAAGCAGCACAAGGAGCUCUGGGCCUCCAAGGAUGCAGAGAGCAUCACCAAGACAGCAUAAUCCUCAGUGAUUUCCAAAGCACCUUUCCCCUCCCUAGCCAAUGAUGAUGACCCUUUAUAUACUCUGCCCACAUCAGUACACGCACACACACACACACACACACACACGCACACACGCACUCUCACACACACACUCAUUUCAAGCACACAAGCAGUUGAUCCAGGUUUCUCAUCAUAUCACAACACAAUCACAGAUAUACCCCCCCCCCCCCAUGAUAGGGUUGAUUAGCUUCCCUUUUGUGUUUUGUUCAUUUUAUUUUUUUGUCCUCCCACCCUUCCUUCUCUGCUUGGUUUUAAUUUUUUUGUAGUUUUAGAAAAUGUCAUUUUGUGUUUGUUUUUUUGUUUUUUGUUUUUUUGUAGUGUUGUGGAGUUAACAGUUAGUUGAUUGUGACCAAAAAAUCUUUGUGUCCCUAUAGAUGUGAUGAUUCACUUAUUAGCGUCAUUACGAUUCUGUUUGGCAGUGCUAGUAUCAGUUGGUUUUCUGUUUCAAGAUGGUUUAGAUUACACACUCAGGUAAAGAUUCUGGGUUGUUGCAUCAAGAUUAUUCAGCAAUCUUUUAUGUACAUAGUGAAUCUAAAUGUUUUGUUUUAUUAUUGAUCUAUGUCCCUCACUUCAGUUACAGCAAUCUGUACUGUUUUCAAACUAAAUGGCUUAACAGUGUUCCUUAAAAUGGGAAAACUGACUUUUUUUGUUUUUGUUUUUCUUUGUCUGCUUUGCUGGCGCAGGGUAUUUUUUUUAUCUGUGAAUCUACAGGGUACACUGUACUGUAAAGAACUCACUUGAGUUUACCCCCCCCCCCACACACACACACACACUUUUCAUUCUUUUUCAUCCUCAUUUUGUCUUCUUUUGACAUUAAGAAUUGGUAUUUGACAGAUCCUGUCAAAUCUGUGAUCCAAUCAGACAAUAUCAGUCUUAUUAAGCAUGUGUAUCUUUUACCAAAUGUAGUUGUAAACACAAUAUUUGCUCGGAUAACAUUUACCUUUACUGAAUAUUUACCACUCUAAAAUUAAUUUGAUUACAAGUUAAGAUUUAGACUUGCUAAAACUUACAGUCUUAUACAUCAUCCAUCAUUUCUGGCGCCCUCUAGUGUUUUGGAUGAUAUUCCUUAUUUGACCUAAUGUUAGUUAUUCUUUGCCAUCUAUUGAUGCCCUCUAGUGAUAUCUAUGCUCAUUUUAUCAAACAUAAAUAUUCCUUGUAUAUCUUAUUUUAGUCAGAUUUUAGUGUUUUUCAGCAGACUGCACAUCAUAUUUUUUUUAUAUUGUUGCUCAGUGAUUUCUUGUAAAGGCAUUUGUAGAUAAGUACCACUAAGCUGAGUGAAUGUACUGUGAUGCACUGUACUGUACUUAUGCCUUGCUGCAUGGGACCAAGCUUGUACAACAAUAUUAAGAUAUUCACAGGGAACUAGGUCUCAGAGGAAAUGACAUUUAUGAUGCUUUGCACCAUUGACUGCCCCCCCACACACACUCUCCACCACUUCCUGUCAUCACAUAGUUUUUGGCUGUUUCCUGUGGGCUUCUCUGUGACGAGGUUUUGGGGGACUUUGAGCACAUAUGUAUCCGUGUGGCUCGGAAGCAUUGCUCAGGAAUAUGGAUGGGUCGCAGUGAUCCAGCAGUGUCACCCCUAGUGUUAAUUGUUAAAAGCUGUUGUUCACUAAAUGAAUCAUUUUUACACUCUAAAUCCACAAAAAGUCAGCAGUUGGGGUUUGAGCAGGAAGGGGGUGCUGUACAUCUAAAUGAACACUUCCAUCCCAGGUUUUAUAUGCACACGUCAGCGUGAAACUGUGACUUGUGGCCAUAAGCUGUGACCUCUCCAGAGGUUCAUGUAUUUGUGUACGAACAUCAUUAAUGCCAUCAUGUUGUUUCUUUUCAUGAAUGAAAUGCCUCUGUGUUUUAAUACUGUUGCUUUUUUGGUUUUCUAGUGGAACAUGGUAAAGCUGUUCUGAUAAGCCUGUAUUUGUUAAAUGCCAUAAGGAAGUGGUCUGUGGAUAGUUUUGCCUAUAGUUUUAGGGCCUUGAUAAUGGCUUGUUGUGUUUGCAAAUGUCUCGUCUGCCUUCCAGUGCAAUGGCCUUUUGUCUGUACGUUUGAGGAGAUUCUCCAUUUAGAGUUGCUAAGCCAUUGAAUAUUUUCCAAAAAUGUUCAACAGCCUGAACGCCACAAAAGUCGCUGUGUGUGUAUAUUUAAGAUGACUGUGAAAUUGCAUUGUGAGGUUUAGAUGAAUUAUCGAAAGCUCUUUGCAUGAACGGAAAUAAUAUUCUCAUAUUAAGCCUUAUUUUAGUUGAUUUUUUUUUUUUUUUUUUUUUUUUUUUUUUUUUUAAUUCAAUCAUUUUUCUAAUCAUUGUUUUCAGCUUCCUGUGAGUUUUUUUUUUUUCCCCAAGUCAUCAGCUUUUUAAAAUUUCAUAAUCAACUUUCUCACUCUCUCUCUUUCUCUGUAAAUGAUUUGGUCUUCUUCCCAAUGGAUUUUCUUUUCUGUCAAAAUGUGCUUUUAAUUUUGGAACAAACUUUUCACAGACACAAAUCACUGUGUUUACGCCAAUUGUUCGUUGUGUUUGCACGCAGUGCGCCAAGGUACAAAUGACAAAUGCUCACUGUCUUUUAUAAACUACAAAACAAAUAGGAAAAAGGUACUCUCUUCUUUGCUCUUUUCUGGUGGAUUUGUAGUUCUUGAAAUGUGUGAGUGUGUCUUUGUAAAUGUAUGGAUAUUUAAGGUUGCAAAAGAUUAUUUUUAAAUGCUGUUGACUCUCGUCUGCAUGCGUUGAGUGAGAGGAGAUAAAUGUACGCAAAGUGUAUUACUCUAUAUCUAAAACUUGAUCAGUGGAACAAGGUGGCCUUAAAGCAGAAGGAGGUCUUGGCUCUUUACUCGUCUCUUUUGUCCCCCAAUGGGUUUAUUUUUGUCUCAGUACUUUUAUCAGCCCUCCAGUUCAACUGCUACAAGAAUUUAUAAUAAAAUAUGAUUUUGCUUUCUUUCA